AUGGCCUUUGCACCCAGAGGUCCUGAGGCCUCGUUCUUCCAGGUUUUGGACCAGCACAGGGCUUCCCUGCUGGCCGCCCUGAGGAAAGGCGGCGGGGAGCCCGCUGGCGGGGGGACGCGCCUGGCCACUAGUUCUGAGGUUCUUGCAGCUAUAGAAAAUGUUAUCCAAGACAUAAUCACAAGCUUGGCAAGAAAUGAAGCACCUGCAUUCACAAUAGACAACAGAUCAAGCUGGGAAAAUAUAAAGUUUGAAGAUUCUGUGGGUCUUCACAUGGUAUCUCAUUGUACCACAAGAAAAAUCAAAAGUGAUUCACCAAAAUCAGUUAAAACUUUUGCGCUAAUUCUUAAAAUAUUGUCCAUGAUUUAUAAAUUAGUACAGAGCAACACUUACGCAACCAAACGAGACAUAUAUUACACCGACAGCCAACUCUUUGGUAACCAGACUGUUGUGGACAAUAUUAUCAAUGAUAUUUCCUGUAUGUUAAAAGUGCCAAGGAGAAGUCUGCAUAUAUUAUCUACAUCAAAAGGUUUAAUUGCUGGCGAUUUAAGGUAUAUCGAGGAAGACGGCACCAAGGUGAAUUGUGCAUGUGCAACAGCUGUUGCUGUGCCAUCUAAUAUUCAAGGAAUUCAGAAUUUAAUUACAGAUGCAAAAUUUCUAUUAAUUGUAGAAAAAGAUGCGACAUUUCAGCGGCUCCUAGAUGACAGUUUUUGCACCAAAAUGUCUCCGUGCAUCAUGGUUACGGGAAAGGGAGUACCUGAUCUGAACACAAGACUUUUAGUCAAGAAGCUGUGGGAUACAUUUCACAUUCCUAUUUUCACUCUUGUAGAUGCUGAUCCACAUGGCAUAGAAAUAAUGUGUAUCUAUAAGUAUGGAUCUAUGGCUAUGUCUUUUGAAGCCCAUAAUCUCACAGUUCCAGCUAUUAGAUGGCUUGGUCUCCUCCCUUCUGAUAUCAAAAGAUUAAAUAUACCUAAAGGUACUUUAAUUCCACUGACUAAACAGGACCAAAUGAAACUUGACAGUGUCCUGAAGAGACCUUAUAUUACUUGCCAACCAUUUUGGAGAAAAGAAAUGGAAAUAAUGGCAGACUCUAAAAUGAAGGCAGAAAUUCAAGCUUUGACCUUCCUAUCAUCAGAUUAUCUUUCCAGAGUGUACUUACCCAACAAAUUAAAAUUUGGAGGAUGGAUAUAA
Molecule: messenger RNA, 1188 nt
Organism: Globicephala melas (long-finned pilot whale)
Lineage: Eukaryota; Metazoa; Chordata; Mammalia; Artiodactyla; Delphinidae
Product: SPO11 initiator of meiotic double strand breaks
Biological process (GO): meiotic DNA double-strand break processing; meiotic DNA double-strand break formation; reciprocal meiotic recombination
Cellular component (GO): nuclear chromosome
Molecular function (GO): DNA binding; ATP binding; DNA topoisomerase type II (double strand cut, ATP-hydrolyzing) activity
Source: RefSeq, a predicted model, not a curated record